This is a messenger RNA of Rotaria sordida, 390 nucleotides long. The record is from the annotation of a GenBank genome assembly. Lineage: Eukaryota; Metazoa; Rotifera; Eurotatoria; Philodinida; Philodinidae.
AUGUCUAAAUUUCCCGGUCUUGAAUUAAUACAUACACAUUAUCAAGAUGUUUAUAAAAAUGAUGAUUGGAAAUAUUUAAUAAAUGUGUUCCAUUAUGUCAUGUGGGAAUAUAACUUCUUGGUUGUCGGUGAAAAUGGUCCAAAUGAUAAAAAUGGCAAAUAUGCUGAUUUAAUUAAAACAAAUAUUCAAGAUUAUGCAAGAAAAAAAGGUAAUCUUGUACAUAUUUCAAUGUUGGUGGCAAGCUUCAAACAACAUAUUAUUCCAUUAAUUAAUGUUCAACCUGGUGCUCAACAUGCUCAAGCUCAAACAUUAAAUAGUAAUACUGGUGAUAAAGGUGUUGGUAAUUCUGAAAAUCAUACUGAUCCAACUACUAAAACACGUGCAUUAUGA